CGCGGGGGGCUCCGGGGGUCCUCUCGGCCGGGCGCAGUGUCGGGCCCGGGGCCGGGGACGCGGAGAGGGGGCGGCCCGGCGGUGGCCGCCCGUGGGCCCUUCGCCCCGUGCAUGGCAGCCUCACCUGACCUGGCCUCCGUCCGGCCCGUGGCGGCGGGCAGGGCCCUGGGGGUCGGCGCCGCGAUGGAUUCGCUGGCAGCGCCCCGGGACCGCCUGGUGGAGCAACUGCUGUCCCCGCGGACCCAGGCCCAGAGGCGGCUCAAGGACAUUGACAAGCAGUACGUGGGCUUCGCCACACUGCCCAACCAGGUGCACCGGAAGUCUGUGAAGAAGGGCUUUGAUUUCACGCUCAUGGUAGCGGGUGAGUCGGGCCUGGGGAAGUCCACUCUGGUCCACAGCCUCUUUCUGACAGACUUGUACAAGGACCGGAAAUUGCUCAGCGCGGAGGAGCGCAUCAACCAGACGGUAGAAAUUCUGAAGCACACGGUGGACAUUGAGGAGAAGGGGGUCAAGCUGAAGCUGACCAUUGUGGACACUCCAGGCUUCGGGGACGCCGUCAAUAACUCUGAGUGCUGGAAGCCCAUCACCGACUAUGUGGACCAGCAGUUCGAGCAAUAUUUCCGCGACGAGAGUGGACUCAACCGCAAGAAUAUCCAGGACAACCGAGUGCACUGCUGCCUGUACUUCAUCUCCCCUUUCGGGCACGGGCUGCGGCCCGUGGAUGUGGGGUUCAUGAAGGCUCUGCACGAGAAGGUCAAUAUCGUGCCCCUCAUCGCCAAAGCUGACUGCCUGGUCCCGGGAGAAAUCCGCAAGCUGAAGGAGCGGAUCCGGGAGGAGAUCGACAAGUUUGGGAUCCACGUAUACCAGUUCCCCGAAUGUGACUCGGAUGAGGAUGAGGACUUCAAGCAGCAGGACCGGGAGCUGAAGGAGAGCGCGCCCUUCGCUGUGAUCGGCAGCAACACGGUGGUGGAGGCCAAGGGCCAGCGGGUCCGAGGGCGCCUGUACCCCUGGGGCAUCGUGGAGGUGGAGAACCAGGCGCACUGCGACUUCGUGAAGCUGCGCAACAUGCUGAUCCGGACGCACAUGCACGACCUCAAGGACGUGACCUGCGAUGUGCACUAUGAGAACUACCGGGCGCACUGCAUCCAGCAGAUGACCAGCAAACUGGCCCAGGACAGCCGCAUGGACAGCCCCAUCCCCAUCCUGCCUCUGCCCACUCCCGACGCCGAGACCGAGAAGCUCAUCAGGAUGAAGGACGAGGAGCUAAGGCGCAUGCAGGAGAUGCUGCAGAAGAUGAAGCAGCAAAUGCAGGACCAGUGACCAGCCCCACUGCCCCACGGCCCCAUGUGGCCGCAGACAGAACUGCCAGUCUCUGGGCUGGCCCUUCCCACCCCCCUGCACCCUAACCGGUCUGGCCUCCACCCUGGACUCAUCUGGAUCUCCAGUGGGCCUGGACAUGUCCCCAACCCUGGAGUGGCCCAGACACGGACUGUUCCCCAAGCGACCCAGAGAGGCGGGGGGCAUACUCCCCCGGCCAACCCUAAUUUAUUCUCAGUGCUGACCCCCUCCCAUCAUAGGUGUCUGCUUUCAGGGGGCGAGACAGCAGCCCCCCGGAAAGGCCCGCUCUGGUCUUGGGGGGAGCAGGAGCUAACAUAGGGCUGAGACUUCUGAGAUAAGCCCCUCCCCCCAGCCCAGAGCGCCUCAGCAGACUCCAGGCCUUUCUCAGGUGGGCAGAUAAACCAAGGCAGAAGGGGGAAGCCGACCUGAGGCUCUCGGGGGCCCAUCGCCCCACUGCCGCAGUGCGGACUCAGGAGCCCCCUGCCCCAGCUAUGCUGGGAGCGCACGGAGCUGAGGCGGGCAGGGUCCUCCCGCACUU
Messenger RNA from Sorex fumeus (smoky shrew), 1876 nucleotides. It is a transcript of the gene SEPTIN5, whose product is annotated as septin 5. Bases 112 to 1320 code for a protein of 402 amino acids. Gene Ontology annotation, molecular function: molecular adaptor activity; GTPase activity; GTP binding. NCBI's taxonomy places the organism in Eukaryota, Metazoa, Chordata, Mammalia, Eulipotyphla, Soricidae. Gene Ontology annotation, biological process: regulation of exocytosis; cytoskeleton-dependent cytokinesis. Gene Ontology annotation, cellular component: microtubule cytoskeleton; septin ring; septin complex. The transcript is spliced from 11 exons. The record is from RefSeq and is a predicted model, not a curated record.